Capsicum annuum is the source of this 1086-nucleotide messenger RNA. Its product is annotated as syntaxin-71-like. Gene Ontology annotation, cellular component: SNARE complex; endomembrane system; membrane. Gene Ontology annotation, biological process: intracellular protein transport; vesicle fusion. The transcript is spliced from 9 exons. Bases 125 to 919 code for a protein of 264 amino acids. Gene Ontology annotation, molecular function: SNARE binding; SNAP receptor activity. The record is from RefSeq and is a predicted model, not a curated record. Lineage: Eukaryota; Viridiplantae; Streptophyta; Magnoliopsida; Solanales; Solanaceae.
CACAAACAGAAAGUGAAAAGAAAAUGGCAGAAAAAAAUGAAACAAAUAUAGAAAAAAAAUAAAGUAAAUUUAUAUUCAGGUACAUUAUCAUUUUUCUAUCUGGGAAAAUUAAUCGGGAUCCAAGAUGAGUGUCAUUGACAUUAUAUUCAGAGUUGAUUCAAUAUGUAAGAAGUAUGAUAAGUAUGAUGUAGAGAAGCAUUCUGCAAAUGAUUCCUCUAGCGAUGCAUUCGCUCGCCUUUAUUCAUCGUUUGAAUUGCAGAUUGAUGUCACUUCUGAGAAAGCAGAAAUGGCUGCUAUGGAAACGAACAGAGCUAAAGCAGUGGCUAUGAAGGCAGAAGUACGACGAACGAAGGCUCGUUUAAUGGAUGAAAUCAAAAAGUUACAAAAGCUUGCUCAUAAAAAGGUUAAAGGACUAUCCAAAGAGGAACUGGAUACUCGUGGCGAAUUGGUACUAAUGCUAUCGGAAAGAAUUCAGGCAAUACCCGAUGGGAGUACAAUAGAUGCCGCAAAAAAAACAGGAGGUCGUGGGACUUCAUCGUUCAACAAAAAUAUAAAAUUCGACUCUGAAGGACAGUUCGAUGAUGGUUACCACGAGCAAACUGAUGAGGCCACUCAUUUUAGAUCAGAAUACGAAAUGAGGAAAAUGAAACAGGAUGAAGGACUAGAUGUUAUUUCAGAAGGUCUAGACACACUGAAAAACUUAGCUCGUGGCAUGAACGAGGAAUUGGAUAGACAAGUUCCUUUGAUGGAUGAAAUCGAUACAAAGGUCGAUAAGGCAACUAGCGAUAUCAAAAACAAUAAUGUCAGACUCAAGGAAAACAUUAACAAGGUACGGUCCAGCAGCAGUUUCUGUAUCGAUAUAAUACUUAUCUGUAUUCUUCUGGGAAUUGGGGUCUAUCUUUACAAAGUACUGAAGUAAACUACUACGAGCUCGAGCUUCAUUUGACGAUCCUGAUUGAUCUCCUCCGGCUAUCGUAGAAUUCGCAGUUUAAGGUUGUAUAUUUGGCUAAGUAGUUACUGUUUUCUAUACUCUUAUAUAUAAACUAUGAAGCUUUGUUCAUAAAUGAAUUAAUUUUACCAUAAACA